Messenger RNA from Aedes albopictus (Asian tiger mosquito), 503 nucleotides. RefSeq lists its product as uncharacterized. Lineage: Eukaryota; Metazoa; Arthropoda; Insecta; Diptera; Culicidae. The transcript is spliced from 2 exons. Bases 49 to 459 code for a protein of 136 amino acids. The record is from RefSeq and is a predicted model, not a curated record.
UACCGGUCAUUACAGGGAGCACAGGCACACUGAACGCCCGCAAUAACCAUGAGAAAGCUUUCUACUCACUUUCAUAUAUUUUUGGCAACGCUCUGGCUGCUAUUCCUCAUUUCACCUGGAUAUCCCCUUCGAGAUGGAACGGAUCAAGUCGUCACAUUGGGUACAUUCAAUGCGGCGGAUAACGUAUGCCUCAUGAAGAAAAUCUUCAAAGGCCAACCCAGUCCUGUGACGAUCAGUUUUGAUCACGACAACAUCAUCAGCUAUGCGAAAGCUUUCACCGAAGAAAGCCUAAAGAAGAAAUCCGGUAAAAUUUCGAUGGCUGUGGUGGAGGGAGCCAUUGGAUCGAACUCCGUCAGUUUGCAGAUAGCUGAAGGUGCCAAUAAGAGUGUUUUUAAGAGCAACAUAUUGCUGGAAAUCCGGUGUGCGGCUGUUGUCAUACCGGUGCCGGUACCGACGUAAAAAAAUGUUGAAAUUUUGUGAAGUUUAAAUUAUUUCAUUGAAUU